Messenger RNA from Sinocyclocheilus anshuiensis, 3219 nucleotides. RefSeq names its product B-cell lymphoma/leukemia 11A-like. Bases 228 to 2678 code for a protein of 816 amino acids. Gene Ontology annotation, molecular function: RNA polymerase II cis-regulatory region sequence-specific DNA binding; DNA-binding transcription factor activity. Gene Ontology annotation, biological process: regulation of transcription by RNA polymerase II; negative regulation of dendrite development. Lineage: Eukaryota; Metazoa; Chordata; Actinopteri; Cypriniformes; Cyprinidae. The record is from RefSeq and is a predicted model, not a curated record. Gene Ontology annotation, cellular component: nucleus. The transcript is spliced from 3 exons.
CACUUGAACUUGCAGCUCAGGGGGGCUUUUGCCAUUUUUUCAUCUCUCUCUCUCUUUUCAAAAAAGCCAUGACGGCUAUCCCACAAUCCAUCUUCCCUGCGCCAUCUUUGUAUUAUUUCUAAUUUAUUUUGGAUGUCAAAGGCAUUGAUGAAGAUAUUUUCUCUGGAGUCUCCCUUCUAACCCGGCUCUCCCGAUGUGAACCGAGCUGAAAGCCACCACCAACCACCAUGUCUCGCCGCAAGCAAGGCAAACCCCAACACUUAAGCAAACGGGAUUUUUCGCCCGAGCCCCUGUCUGCCGUGGUCUCGGAGGAGAGGCAGGAACAGCGCGGGCUGGUACAGGUAGCUCCAGAGGGAGACCAGGACCUGCUCACCUGUGGCCAGUGUCAGAUGAACUUCCCUUUGGGAGACAUCCUUAUUUUCAUUGAACACAAAAGGAAGCAGUGCAGUGGCACUUUGUGCAUGGACAAAGCAGUGGAUAAGCCCCCAUCACCCUCGCACGGUGAGCUGAGGAGAGCCUCCAACCCCGUGGAGGUGGGCGUCCAGGUCACGCCAGAGGAUGAUGACUGCUUAUCGACGUCUUCUCGAGGAAUCUGUCCCAAACAGGAAAACAUUACAGGUAAAGAUGAGCCCAGCAUCUACACUUGCACAACCUGUAAGCAACCGUUCAGCAGUGCCUGGUUUCUGCUGCAACAUGCCCAGAACACUCAUGGCUUCCACAUCUACCUUGAGAGUGAGUGCGGGAGUCCGCUCACGCCCCGUGUGGGAGCUCCUUCAGGAAUGGGUGCAGAUUGCUCUUCUCAGCCCCCCUUGCAUGGCAUCCAUCUCCCAGAGGGAAGUCCAUUCAACCUGCUGCGGAUACCCAACUCUGGACGCGAUGGACCCCCUCUCCGAGAGGGUCGAUUUCCCCCUACGCCGCCUCUCUUUAGCCCUCCACCCCGCCAUCACUUGGACCCUCAUCGCAUGGAGCACCUGAGCCCGGAGGAGCUGGCUUUGGCCACCCACCACCCGAGUGCCUUCGACAGGGUGCUGCGCCUCAACCCCAUACCAAUGGAUCCCCCAGCUAUGGACUUCUCUCGUAGAUUGAGGGAGCUGGCUGGUAACACCUCAGGGUCAACUCCUCCUCUCUCACCCAACAGGCCCAGCCCUAUGCAACGGCUACUACAACCAUUCCAGUCAGGAACCAAGCCACCCUUUCUCUCCACCCCUCCUCUACCUUCCAUGCAGUCCCCCUCUGGCUCCCAGUCCAUCCCGACCCCUCUUACGCAACAGUCCAACACGCCCAUGAAGAGCAAGUCUUGUGAGUUCUGUGGGAAGACCUUCAAGUUCCAGAGUAAUUUAGUUGUGCAUCGACGCAGUCACACGGGUGAGAAACCCUACAAGUGCCACCAGUGCGACCAUGCCUGUACGCAGGCCAGCAAGCUGAAGCGGCACAUGAAGACACACAUGAACAAGUCAUCGCCCAUGACGGUCAAGUCCGAUGAUGGCUUGUCAACAGCCAGCUCCCCUGAGCCUGGAACCAGCGAUUUAGUGGGUAGUGCCAGUAAUGCCCUCAAGUCCGUGGUAGCCAAAUUCAAAAGUGAAAACAACCGUCUGAUUCCAGAGAAUGUAGAGGAAGAAGAGAAAGAGGAACAGGAGGAGGAGGAGGAAGAAGAGGAGGAAGAGGAAGAGGAGGAAGGAGAGGAGGAGGAGCUGGAGAGAGAGGGAGGUAGAAACAACUACCACUUCAGCCUCAACCUCGAGGCUGCACGGCACCACGAGAACAACGGCAGACGUCUGGGUGGGGGUGAGGACGGGAUCCCACGUUCACUGCCUGAGGUUAUGCAGGGCAUGGGCUUGGCAGCCAGCAUGCAGCACUACAGUGAGGCAUUUCAUCAACACAAGCGAGGAGCCCUAAACUCUGACAAUGAUGCACAUAGGGACAUGUGUGAUGAGGACUCGGCUCUGGAAUCAGACAGAGUGGAUGAGGGCUGUGGCUCAGCUAUCAAUGGUCGAGGCUCAUCCCCCAGUGAGUCUGCCUCUGUUGGUUUGUCCAAGAAGCUCCUACUGGGCAGUCCCAGCUCACGUAGUCCUUUCUCCAAACGAAUCAAGCUGGAGAAGGACUUUGACCUCUCCACCUCUACAAUCCCCAACACUGAGAAUGUCUAUUCCCAGUGGUUGGCUGGCUAUGCUGCCUCUCGGCAGCUGAAGGACCCCUUUCUGAAUUUCGGGGACUCCAGACAAUCGCCUUUCGCCUCGUCUUCAGAGCACUCCUCAGAGAAUGGAAGCCUGCGCUUCUCUACGCCACCAGGGGACCUGGAUGGCAUCUCGGGCCGCAGCGGAACUGGUAGUGGCGGCAGCACGCCACACCUUGGGGGUCCUGGUCGGCCCAGCUCAAAAGAUGGCCGACGCAGUGACACCUGCGAGUACUGUGGCAAAAUAUUCAAAAACUGCAGCAAUCUGACAGUGCACCGGCGCAGCCACACGGGUGAGAGGCCUUAUAAGUGUGCGCUCUGCAAUUAUGCCUGCGCUCAGAGCAGCAAGCUAACACGGCACAUGAAAACGCACGGGCAAGUGGGCAAGGACGUUUACAAAUGUGAAAUCUGUCAUAUGCCUUUUAGUGUGUACAGCACCCUUGAGAAACACAUGAAAAAAUGGCACAGUGACCUUGCAUUGGACAACGAAAUUAAAACUGAGUAGCGGUGGAGUGUGGUAGAUCACUUGCCUGUUAACAGCGAAUAACACCCCACUCCCACCCUCAUCCUUGUAGAUUUCCCUGUUUCGCUAGUCCAGUGGCGGCUAAGACAACGUGCUUGGCACCACCAGCACACCCUUUUCAUUUACCGUUGAAUGCAUGAUCUGUAUCGGGGCAAUACUAUUGCAUUGACGCAAACUUGGAGCCUUUCUCGUGUGCAAUAAUUUACAUGUUGUGUACUUUUUCUUUUUUCUUUACCAUUUUGGAAAAUUUGACAGCAUGCAUGAUAUAUUUUGGCUAAUUUUUAAAAAUAAAUUGUCCCUGGUUGGUUAGUUGUUUAGUAAAUGUGUUGCUGUUUUAUCGUUCAUUAUUUUACAAAUGUUUUUUUUCUUUAUUUUUAUUUUUUUUAUUUUGAGAUCAAAGAAAAAGAAAAGAAAAAAACAACCAUGCUGCAUACAUUCUGUAAUACAUAUCAUGUACAGUUUUGUGUUGUAACAUGGAGGACUACAGGCUAUCGCUUAACCCUCUUUGGACGGGCUGGAUAUA